Photinus pyralis (common eastern firefly) is the source of this 1560-nucleotide messenger RNA. RefSeq names its product ankyrin-3-like. The transcript has 2 exons. Gene Ontology annotation, cellular component: cytoplasm. Gene Ontology annotation, biological process: innate immune response. Lineage: Eukaryota; Metazoa; Arthropoda; Insecta; Coleoptera; Lampyridae. Gene Ontology annotation, molecular function: protein binding. The record is from RefSeq and is a predicted model, not a curated record. The coding region runs from base 1 to 1521 and encodes 506 amino acids.
AUGGUCAAACUGCUUAUAGCCAAAGAAUGUUACACCCCUCUUGAUAUAGCCGUCUCCAAGGGGCAUCUGGAUGUUGUCAAAGCGCUCUUGACACGGGGAUCUUCGGUUAACAGUUUGGAUAAGGACAACAAUACACCGUUGUACACCGCUUCAUGGCACGAAGCAACUGAAAUAGUUGGAAUUUUACUCGAUAAGGGUGCGAAUGCAAGCAUGAGAAACAAAGCGGGUCACACUCCUCUUGAUAGAGCGGUCUCCAAGGACCAUCUGGAUGUUGUCAAGGCGCUCUUGAUACGGAGAUCUUCUGUUGACAGUUUGGAUAAGGACAACAAUACACCCCUCCACUUUGCCGCAUGGCAGGGGGCAACGAAGAUAGUUGGCAUUUUGCUCGGUGAGGGGGCAAAUGUAAACCAGAGAAACCAAGUAGGGGACAGUGCUUUGGAUAUUGCCAUUUCUAGAGGUCAUGUAAACCUUACAAAGACUCUAUUGCAGCAUGGGGCAUGUUCAAACUGUCCAAACGAACAGAAAAACACCGCGCUUCAUCACGCAGCGUGGCAUGGUGCUCCUGAUGAAAUAAUUAAAGCUCUACUCGAAAGGGGCGCGAAUGCGAGUCUGCGAAACAAUGGAGGAGCAACCCCGCUCGACAUUGCGGUUCUACGGGGGCACGUUGACGUUGUAAAAUCGCUGUUGGAACACGGAGCACCAGUCAAUCUCGCGAAUGAGCAAAAUAACACCGCUUUGCACCAUGCCGCGUGGCAUGGAGCAGUGGAAGCAGUCAAAGUGCUUCUGGAUCACGGCGAAAAUUCAAGCCUUAGAAACAUCGCUGGUGAAUCUCCAUUGGAUAUGGCCGUGGUAAGGGGGCACCCACACGUUGUGAAGGCUUUGUUGGAACAUGGAGCUACAGUGAACCUUGCGAACGACCAACAAAGCACAGCGCUACAUCACGCGGCGUGGAAUGGUGCGUCUGAUGAAACACUUAAAGUUCUUCUCGAGGGAGGCGCGAAUAUGGUUCUACGAAACGGUGGCGGAGCAACCCCGCUAGAUAUUGCCAUCCUACGCGGUCACGGCGGCGUUGCAAAAUCGCUAUUAGAUCACGGAUCUGCAGUCAAUCUCGCAAAUAAAGAAGGUAACACUCCACUACAUCUUGCAAUUUUAGAAGGGCAGGAUCACAUCUUCGCUGAUUUACUAAAUUUCGGUGCAGACGUCAACGCUCAAAAUAAGGAAGGCUAUACGCCACUCCAUAUUGCAAUUUCCCAGAACGAUACUGCCGCAGUUAAAACUCUUCUGUCUAAAGGGGCCGAUGUAAACAUUGAAAAUAAGUUUGGAGAUCGGGCGCUACAUGUGGCGACGUUACUUAAUCGUGGCGAUUUAAUUAUUGAUCUCGUAAACGGCGGAGCCGAUCUUAACGCGAAGAAUGCUGAUAAUUUAACCGCUCUUGAUAUAGCAUCUAAGAACCGAUUUCAAGAUAUUGUUGAUAUACUGCUUUCUCAAAGAGGAGUUAUACAUUUAGUGGAAAUUUACUGAAAAAUUAACAAUAAUAAAGUAAUGCUAUCACCGACCUUA